Trachemys scripta elegans is the source of this 12490-nucleotide messenger RNA. RefSeq names its product testis expressed 15, meiosis and synapsis associated (gene TEX15). The transcript has 9 exons. Gene Ontology annotation, biological process: regulation of double-strand break repair via homologous recombination; homologous chromosome pairing at meiosis; male meiotic nuclear division. Bases 7 to 10095 code for a protein of 3362 amino acids. Gene Ontology annotation, cellular component: nucleus. Lineage: Eukaryota; Metazoa; Chordata; Testudines; Emydidae. The record is from RefSeq and is a predicted model, not a curated record.
GUCAGGAUGGAAAUGGAAGAAACUAAUAGAGUUAAAGUGCAGAAAAAAAUAAGAUCAAAUGAGAAGCUACCAUACAUGACAGCUGUUGGUGCAGAAGCAAACCCUUUGAAAAAAUUUACCAUCCCUAAAAUAAGGAGGACUGCCGAUAAAGUUUCUUUAACACCCUGCUACACUAAUCAGAGGGAAUAUAGCAGCAUCAGCCAUACUCUGAGCCAGUCUCGUCUCAACACAGGAUGUGACCUGCAGUCCUCAUGGCAGUUUGGUGAGAUAAAACUGGUACACAAUGAAGAUCUGGAAAAAAAAUUUGCUGCAAAGAGGGCCAAGAUGCGUGAGGAAGGAAGGCAAGGCAGAGAACUUGAGGAACAUUUUUGCUUUUUGGUGCUGCCUUGGGAUGAGGUCUCAAAAAUUUACCAGAGUGGAAUACAUACCAGCGAGUCUGCAAUGAAGGAAUUGGGAAAUCCCCUCCUUGGAGUUUAUUUAUUCAGACAUGUUGAUGUUGCUUUGAAUUAUGCAAACAGAUUGAUCAGUGCAGAAAACAUCCUAGUUUUCAAGGUUCUCUUUGGAAAGGUAAAAAAAAUUCAGCCUCCUAUGGGUAAAAAGAAAGUUGCCCUGGAUCCUACCCCAAACUUCGAUUGCCACAUGUCUAGAAUUGCUCCUACACUUAAAGAUCCAGUUGAUGUGCAGGCCAUUGGCUCGUCGGUUUACUUCUAUGAAUACAAUAUACACUCAAAACCGGUGGAUAAGCCUAGGCAAUGCCUUCCAUAUGCAGUAGUAACAGUAAGAUUUGUUGGCCAGAAGGUGGAAACUGACCCUCUUAUAACAUCUGUGAGGUUUCUGUCUAAAGGAUUUCCUAAGUAUUCUGGAAGACGAGGCUCAUGGAAAAACUGUACAGUAGCCAGAAGGAUCGGUAAAGGCGCUCAGGCUACAAUAAUCUAUGAGCAUUUCAGGCAACCUGUAAAUUUACUUGCUUUCAGACCUGAGGAAAGCUCUUCUUGCAGUGAAGUAAAUUCAGAGGCGAAUACUUUUGGCCCAAAAGUUUCUUCCUCCUGUGAAAAUACACAGAACAAGAAUGGUUCGGUAGCUGAAGCCCAUGAUACCCAAGUGGAACAUAUCAUACAUGGAAGGUGGGAUUCAUCACCAGUGCAAGAAAAUGAGUCAAGUCUGCCACUUGUGGCUGCUGUAGAUACCAAUGGAAUCAUUAGUAAUGACCACAUGGUGAAUCUAAAAUGCAUUAUUUCAAAUGAUGAUUUUACCACAGUUUCUGCUGCCUACAGUAGUAGUGGUUCAAGUUCUGUAAUUACGUCAAGACUCAUUAUGGAUCCAAGACUAAAGAAAAGAGAAGGAAACCCAGGAAAACAAAACACUGAGGCAGUUUUUCAUGGGAAUUCAACACCUGAGAAUGGGCUGGACUAUCUCAACUCAGAAAUGAAAAUAUCAGCCACUUUAAAUAUACCUUCGCCUGAAGAACCUCCUCUGCUUAAUGACCCAAAACAUGGUCAACUUAGACAGAGACAUGUGGAGCAAGCAUCACGGAAAGAGGCAGCUUUCAUAAAAGAGUUUAAAUCAACACUAAAUGCAGACAAAGAACACGCUGUGGAAAACAAGCGAGUGGCUGGCAGCAUAACAAAACUUCCUAAAGGAAUAGUGGAGCCAUUUGCAUUGCAGGAUGUUCACACACAUCCUGCUUCAAAAACUGUUAUUGAAGAGAAGCAUAUCACAGCAAAUGAGAACCAUAUCUGUGAUAGAAAAGACUUGAAAACACCCCAGAUUACAAUGGGAGAACAACUGAGGAAAUGUUCAUCUUUUCCAUUUGGGGACCCAAAACCUGAGAUAGACUUGCAGGAGAGUUUGGCCAUGAAAGACAAAGCAGACCACUGCUACACAGAAAAAAGUUCCAAUCUUCAUAAGAACAAUAUAAAGCAUUUACCUGUUCAUGAUAGCAAAAAGAACUUAAGUUUCACUAAAAAGUCAAGGCAUAAUGAUCCUCCUCCUGAUCAAAAGUGCCAGUCUGUGUCAAUGGGAAAGUCAGUUUCAUCAGUGCUACUUGCUAACUUUGCCUGCAACACACACUCCAAAGCCAUGCCUCACAGCAUUGCAGAUUCAAGCAGCUGUCUGUAUUCCAGAUCUCAAAAGGGUUCCAAUCCCCAUAUGCCAUCAGUGGUAGGGAAUAUUUUCUCUUCCUUCUCUGCAGACUGUCAAAACAGAAAUUCAAAGAAAGUACCCGCAGAGGACCUCGAAAAAAGAGAAGAACAAAGGCCACACUCAUCUCUGUCUCAUGCGUGGAGACGGGGCAAAAUGUCAGUAGCACAGAACAAAAAUAAUGCAAAUAAAAAAUCUGAGAUUUCCCAUGAAGUGUGUAAUGGUCUUUACUCACUUAAGAAACAUGAUAAAGGGCAGGGUUCAGCACAACCGAACUAUUCUGAAAGGGAUAAAUAUGCCUCAGUGAAAGGAGGGCAGAAAUGUCAGGAAUCACAAUCUAUUAAUUUAAAAGUACUUGAGGAUAAUCAAAGACAUACUCCUGAACAGUCUUUGCAUGAUGAUAAAGGCAUGAAGAUAGGCAUCCAACAUUCUGAAAAUAUUAAAUCUCAUGAAGGCAAGACAGAAUAUAAUGGGAAAAUGCAUAACCAGUUCCAAGAAAAUAAUUAUACUUCUGAAAUAGGAAACAGGUCAACAGAUUCUUACUUAACCUGUGCUGAAAAUACUUUGACCUCAAACAGAGACUAUGAAGUUAAUAGUGAGGGUUUUGAUACACAGGAUCAUACUUUACACAUUGGUGUCCAUGGAAGAAUGCAUCUUUUUAAACAUGAUAUGAGAAAACAAUAUGCCAAAGUGGAAGAGGACAAGUGUGUCUGUCAUCACGUUGCUUGUGAAUCUAUUCCUAGUGAUCAAAUCGUUGGUGAAGAAAACUUUCACCAACGUAAGCUUCCAGACAGUUUGCUUUCUGAAAAAGCCAAUGUUGAUGAAGGCCCUAUAAAGGCCCAUAAAUUAAUAUAUUCAGCAACUGAAAUUACAAACAGAAAUUGCAUAGGUAAAAGAGAAGAUGCUACAAAAGAAGUAAAAGGCAAUUCUUCCAUCAAAGAAACAGUGAAUGACCAGAUAUAUUUGUCUCAUGCUAUCUGCAGAACAGACAAAGUAUUGAGAGAUUGCUUCAAUAAAGAAUGCUUAUGUUUCCGUAGAGAAAAUGAGCUAGUGUCAUUAGACAAACAUUUCUGUAGGGAUAGCAAAGAGAGUGAUGCUUCUGGAGCUGCAUUUUUAGAUGAAGAGCAGAGUUGGAUCUGUAAUCAGGAAAUGGGGACCGAUAUAAAUGUUAAUGAUUUCAACCAAAUGCACACAUGCCAACUUGGAAAAGAAUUUAGCGAUGUCCCAGGAAUCUGGAUGGAAGUUUGUGACACUCCUCAUCUUCCGGAUUUAAAAAGAUCAGCUUCUGAUUUAAACUUAAUUUUUGAAGAAGGAGGUGCAUUAACCGAAGCAUAUUUGAUGGAAACAGAAAAUAUUGCCACCUUUAUAAAGGAAAAGGGAAUUAUUCCAGAUAACAAAAGAGAAUCAGAAGAGCUGUCUGCCACAGCAGAGUUGUGCAGACCUGCAGCACUGCCAGGGGCUCAGAAAUGGGAAGAGCAGAAUGCUGUUAUGCUAAUCACCACCAUAUCCAUACCUUCUGGAAAUGUGGAACACCAAGAAAGAGGAUGUUCCCAACCUGAGGAAACCUAUAUUUCUGAGAAAAACUCCUCUUGCCAUGAAAAUAGUGUGCAGGAACUAUUUAAACAGAUGAUAGAGGAGAAAUGUGAGGAUGUUUUUCUCCAGGGCUUGGAAUUUGAAAGUGAGAUUGAAAUUCCUCUGGAGCAGCAUGAGGAAUCUCUCUCAGUACCACAAAAUCCACAUAGUCAUGAAGCUGGAUCUGAUGAGGAGGUUGAUUCACUGUAUCAGGACUUGGCAGAUCGUAUAGACUGGGAAAGUUUGUUUGGAAACACUGGCCAGCUGAUAUUAGAGAAAAGUGAAGAUCAUUGUUCACCGGGGGGAAAAUCUUGCACAAAGGAAGAUAAAACAGAAUCUCUAAGUACAACUGUGUGGCCUGACUUACAAAUUACAAUAACCAACAUACUUAAACCGGGAGUCAGCCCCCUCAACAUUGGAAUUGCAAGAGAGAUGUGGAGAUGUGCAAUUGAAUCUCCAGGAUUAGAAGUCAAUAUGGAAUUGUCAGGAGAGCAAAGAAGUGAAGAAUAUAUGCAGAAUUUGGAUCUUACAAAUAAAAUGGAAACAUGCCUACCUAUCUGUGUUCAUGAGGCAGAUAGUCAUAUGCCUGAAAAAGAAAGCAAAACUUUCACUGCACCUGUUACUGAUUCUGAUGUAUUGAAUAAAGGAAGUAGCUUUUACGGUACAAAACCAAAAGAUAAUAGUAAUGAAUCUAAGAGUAAAAAAGGUGCGCAAUCAAAAGUUAAGAGAAAACAGCCACAUAAUAAAUCUCUAACAAAUAAAAUGAGGUCUCAGAAAGCUUCAACACGCUCACCUAUAUACAGAAACUCAAAACUUUGUGGUAAAAAGAAAGAACACUAUUCAUCUGAAAUGUUUUCUUUAUUGUUUGAGGGACGAAUGAAAACACUUGCACAGUCUGAAAAACACAUAAAAAAUGUUCUAAAUACUCUUUGUAGUGAAGCAUCCUUAUGCAAAAGUAAGCGUCUCUCCAAAAAAAUAGAUGGUGCUAUGUUUCACUUAAGGAAAGCUCAGAGGAGAGUUCUCAAAUCUUUAAAAAUUGUAACUAAAGUUGGAGAGAAAAGACAAAAGGGUCGCUUACCAAAAUGUUAUGAAAUAAUAUGUAACGACUUAUGGGAAAGCUGUGAUCUUGAAGGGCAUAGUUUCUUGACAACUGGGAAGUAUUCUUCUGCUCACUUUUCUCAGAAAAGAAAGUAUAACAUAAAGGGAAAUAAACGAACUGUAGCAUUUAAGAAAGCAGGUGACACAGUUACAUGUAUGCCAAUAAAACAAAGGUUUAAAAAUAAAGGGGAUAAAAUGAGAGAAAUGGUUUCAGAGGAAGACAAGGACGCAAGGUCCACUACAGGUUGUGCACCUGUUGUGUUGAAAGAUAUUAUAAGUCAGAUACAUCAUUGCAAAUCAGACUUAACUGUGGCUUCUUCAGUAACUUGUAGUCAGUUUUCAGCUGCUACAUGCAAGGCAUAUUUGGCUUUUGAGGGUGACAGUGUGAGAGAUAUGAGAAGAAUAACGGAACUUCAAACAGUCUCUGAAAACUCUGUAGGUUUAGACGCCAUUGGGCUAGAAGAUAUGGAACUAACUAAUAAGGAACACAAGGUUUUUGUAAAUGUUUCAUCUAAAAUUCAUGUUCAAGGGACUGCUGGACGAUGUGGCAGUGUAACAAGACAAGACCAUAUCCCUGAAGCAAAUACAUUUACCAACAAAAAUAUCUCAAAACGUUUGAGCUUGCCUGUCGAAAGGGAUGAUUCUGUAGGAUUUUGUACAGACAAAAGAAAAGAUGGAGCUUGUAAGACUAAUGUAAAGAUGAAUGCUGUCAUACAUACGUCACUAUUAAAAACAGCUGCAGAGAGCUGUUUAAAUGCAAACACCAACAAGCAAGAUGUUUCCACACUCUCUGCUACUCACAAAAACCUGGACAGUAUUCUUUCUACUGAAAAAGAGACUAUGUUUUCUGCUGGCAGUGGGGGUAUUUCCACAAAUCAGAGUGUUGGUAUUGGAAACUUUUCUUCAGGCUCAAUGAGGCUGAUGCCUGCAGCAGGAGGAAAACAUGAGACCAAUGUAUCUCAAGUUCCAUUAGACCACGAAAUUAUUAGUGCUAAAGCUGCAUCUUUGAAAAUGAGCUCGAACAUUUCAUCUGAGAGACUUUUAGAGACCCAUUCUUUUGAAACACCAACAGUACCUCUCAGCGGCCAGCUGCAAGAUAGAGGCUAUGACAGAAAAGAAACUUCAAAUGCAGAAAUGCGUUGUCUGAGUAAUUACAGUAAAGUAGCUGAAAAGGAGACACAUGUUACUGAGACUAUCAAAUUGGAACCACUGGCAAAAAUUUUAUAUAAGAGAGAAAAUAAUAUAGAGAUAGAGAACUAUUUAAAGAAUGUAUCUUCUGUGUCCUUAGUAUACAAUGCUCUGGCCCCAUUUUCAAAUCAGUACAUUUCGCAGGAAGUUGGACAGAAUACAUUUCCAAAAAUAAAGGAAACGGGGCUAGUGGAAAGCAAAGCGAAAUCACCUGUAAAUCUGUAUCUGGUAAAAGAUGUACCUGGGAGAUCCUCUGCUAAGGUCGUUUUGGAACAAAAGAGUAUAACACACAGAGAAGGUCACUCUAGCUGUAAUAAGGAAUACAAAUGCAUUCAGAGUUCUUCAAACAACAGCAGUGCUUUCACUGCACCUGUCUUAAGGAAGCCAAUUGAUAAGAAAUUUGUCAAAAGAAAUGAAGAUUGGAAAGAAAGCACUAACAAAGAUCGCCAGAUUAACUCAGAGUUGAAAUCAGGAAUCAUGGCAAAACAAGGUAUUCGAAGCAUUACUGGGACUUACGAUGCCUUACCAAGCAAAACACAUCAGAAUCUUACAGCCCAUGUGACUAAACUGAAUGCAGAUCAUCUCUUUGAUGAUCAUCCUAACAAACGUAAGGGCAUCAAUAGUAAAAACAAGCAUAGAGCAGUGGGGACGGAACUGAAAUCUCUUGCUUUCAUAACUGAAAUAUCAAAUAUUUUACAAAAAGCAGAUGAAACAUCAUCUCUGAAAAUAUUACAGGAACAGAUUACAAUUUGUGAUAACCUUCUUCCUUCAUUUGUUAAAGCUUUUGAAGAAAAGCAAGGGUGCUCAUUUAAGCACAUCUUGGUUUCCCGAGAGUUACUGGUUGAAAGAAAGCUAUGGAAUAACUGUAAAUCCAAGUUAAAAUCACAUGCUGUAGAUUCACUGGUGGAACUCCAAAUGAUAAUGGAAACAGUUCAGUUCAUUGAAAACAAAAAGUGCUUUCUAGAAAGGGAGCCAACUUUUCGAAGCUUGCUUUGGUAUGAUGGUUCCCUGUACGGGGAACUGCUUGGCAGGCCGUCAGGGUAUCAACAACAAUCCAGUUUCUUUCCAGCUUUCCAAAGAAGGCUGAAGUACAAUGUUUUUCGUGAGCUACAGAGCUACCAUAAACAGUUAUUAGAGCUCUUUGAAAAAACAAGGUGGGAAAACAAAUCUUACUAUGCAUUCUUGAAAUUCAGACGAGAGAUUGAUGAGUGUGAAGCUGUGAUACAACAUAAUUCUGAUUGCUUAGAUUUUUUCCUCUCUGUGCCUUUUACUUGUGGAGUUAACUUUGGAGAUACUUUAGAAGAUUUGGAAACUGUAAGGAAAAGUGCUGUGGAACUGAUAAAUACGUAUAGGAACCUUCCAGAUGUUCAUGCCUAUGCCGAAAAAGAGGACCAUCUGUGGGUUAUAAUGGAAAUUAUAUCUACAAAGAUAAACUUUAUAAAGGCCUGUGAAUCAAUAAAUAUGAAAGCCUCACUCUUUGGCCUUGAGCAUAUAUUUUUUGAUGCUGCUAAAAGUCUUGUUUGGAAAGACAGACGUCUGUUGUUAAAUAAAGCCUCUCCCAAUAAGAAAAAACAACUUCUGUGCAAAAUAAACCAAGAUGCUCUCUCCAAGCUGUAUGAAGUUUAUGAAUAUGUGGCUGAAGAAUUUAGAACUGAAAAAUCUAACAAUAUUACUGAGAACAAAAAUGAUACAGAAAAGUCAAAAUAUUGUGAAAACAAAGGCAAACAUGGAGAUGAAAACUCUGACUUCUUCACUGUUUUGCUUUCACAUCCUGAUAUUUGCUGUGUUGGAGAAAUAUUAGAUGAAGCUCAGUUUGCAGACCUCAAGAAGUUACAGCAGCUAAUGCUCAGAUGUACAGGACAUUUAGAAAGCUUAAAAAUGUAUUUUCAGAUUUUGCAGGAGGAGGAGGUCAGUAAAAUCUUGAUCACAGAGCAAAAUGUGUUAGACACAAUGAAAAAUGAUGGCAUUAAUGCUGUAAUUUUAAAGCCUGAAGCUGUUGAGACUUACAUUGAAGUACUAAUGAUGUAUGAAACGGUUCACUUUCUUAAAAAUUCAAUAGCAAGAAAAACAGAUGAACCGAGAUUUCGAAGCUUGUUGUGGUUUGAUUUAUCGCUUCUUCCUGAAUUGGCACAUUGCCAAAAGAAAAUGUCUUCCUUUUCAUUUCUGAAAGAUAAUUCUAUGGACAACCUUUGUAAAACUGUAGAGUCUGCCAUCUCUGAUCUGAAGAGUGAGCUGGACAUUAUUUGCAACUAUGCAGAAACCAUAAACUGCUCUUAUGCACUUCACCUUCUCACCAGAGAACUUUCAGAACUUUCAGAAACAAGAAAAUUAAUACAAAAUUCCAAACCUUCUAUCUUCACGUAUGUUGAGUGUGUACCUUAUACCAUAUCUGUAAACUAUGGGAGCACUGUGACUGAAUUAGACUACAACUACAACCAGUUUUCUUUGUUGCUUGAAAAUUUAAUGUUGGCUGCUAGGAAAGAUUUAGGAAAAAUGGCUCAUAUUAUGAAAAUCAUGAAAACUAUUGAGCAUAUGAAGUUUGCUUGUGCCAAAAAAGGUAAAUCGGUCCUCUCUCUUCUGAUAUAUCAGAUGCUAAAUAAUUGGAGAAAGACCUGCCAGUUGAAAAGAAAGGGAGACCUGAAAAUGCAUCUGACUAAAACUAAAAAAAGUGUGUGUGAAACUCAAGCUCCAGGGUAUAUCAUCGAAGCUAGCUCUCAGUGCCAGAAAAAAAGACCUAGUUUUGUGUCCUCACAUGGAGACACUCCUGAGUAUACAGAAAGCUCUCCUCCUUCCAGCUGCAAAAAACAAAAGGUUGGUGUUCUGAUGGCAGCAGCCUCAAAAAAUGGCGAUGAAAAUGAAACAUGCUGCCACAUAAGAGAGAAUGCAAGAGUUAAUCCUCAAAAUGAAAAAGAUCUAGCAUCGAGUAUCUCACCGGAUAAUCUAGGAAACAAGAGGCCUCUAGAAAAAGCUGUGCAAGACCAAUUACCACGCUCACCUUUGCAUUCAAAAGAUUUGGAAGCUGUUUAUUGCUCUCCACAUGUUAAAUGUACACCAGAUGCUUCAAAAAGCUCAUUUGUUAAUUUAAAAGGCUUAACCAGCCAGCAGAGCUCAGCAAACCUAAAGCACAUGAGCAGAAGAAACAGUAAUUGUUACAAAAGUGCAAGAAAAGAUCAUGGUUUUGCACCCUGUGACAAGAAAUGUGAAAAUGCCCAUUUGUCUUUAGAAAAAGAGCCACUACUUCAAAAGUCUCUUGAGAAUAAUUUAUGUUCAACACACAAAUCUGUUAGGUCAACAACAAAACAAGGUGAUAGUUCUUCUGCUGUGUCUGCUGCACUGAAUCUACAGCAUGCGCAAGAAUCAGACGCCACAGGAAAUACAUCAAAAUCCAGUUUACUGGCUGAAUAUAGUAAAACUAAUAAUUUAGCCACAAAACCUGAUAGAAAAGACAAGAAAGAUGAAAAGAACUCAGAGUCUCCCAGCAGUGUGCCUGUCAGUUCUUCAGAUCUUCCUGUGAUUAUGGCAAAUAAAAAUACACAAUCACCAUCGGUGUGCUCUCUUUUGGAACCGCAUUCCAAUGAAAAUGCAAAAAGCCCUGCUGAACAUUCUGCUGUCUUUCAAAAUGAACUUCCACUAUCAACACCUCCAGUGCAAUGUUCUUUAGUGCAGGCUUAUGAGACAGCCUAUCCUUACUAUUCUUUUUAUUCUUGUCAUCAAAGCGAUAGCAAUGGCGGUUCCAUAACGCAGACUUACCAGGGGAUAACUUAUCAAGUACAACAAUUUGCUCAUUCUGGCACGUCUGCAGUUGCAAGUAACGUGUAUAAUGCACACUCUAGUAUGUUUUACUCCCAGUCAUUUAGUUACGCUGCUCUUGAGGAGCUACAAAGGCCUAACUAUGCUCAGAUAUACCCAGUGCCUGGAUAUGUUCGUUCUCAGAUGCCCCUUCCUUACAGCUUUCAGGUGCCAUCUUUACCACAGUAUGCUGCAAAUCAGCCUUGGUCACAAGGUCCUUUUCCAUAUCCUUCCAAUACAGGAUCAUCCUCAGGAGCUGUUUGGACCAGCACUCCCUGGCAGCAGGCACCUUUUCAUCCUGGAUAUUGAAACCAGUCCCAUGACAACAUUUUGGUUCAGCAUUGUUUGUUGUAAUUUUUCUUUGUUAAAACUAUUUAUUAGAUAUUUUAAAAUGCUUGUAUAGAUUUGCUGCUGAAUAUACAAUACAGAGCAUUGCAUAAUGUUCUGAAGUUUAACCACUUAUCUCACAAGGCAACAUAAUUUGCAUUUUCCAGAACUGUUGCAUCAAAAUCACUCCCUUUUUUUAGGACAUGAAGGGAGCUGGAGCUUUCCUAGUGAUUUCUGUGGGUGCAGAAUUAAGUCCUUAGUGAAUGGCAAGACUUACCUAACCAGAUUUAAAAAAACCAAACACACACAGGAAGGGACAAAUGUAAUCCCACCUCAGUGACCACUGAGGGCCCUCUGACUGUGGAGCCAGCAUGGUUCUGCAGUACAAAAGGCCGUUUAAACCACUGGAUAAAGUAAUAGCUGUGAAUUGGCUCUAUGGCUUUGGCCUGGAUUCUUUUUCCUCUGCCUCCUGGAGAGGCCCUUUAGCCUCACUGGGUGUUGUGUCUCUGGAUUUGACCCUAAUGUAUUAAGUUUUUGGUUAACUUUUAGUACUGUGAUACGGUGGUGUUUAUUUGACAUCUACUAAAAAAAUGAAAACAGAACUUUUUACGUGUGAUUAUAGGAUUUUUAGCUUUUAAAUACAUUUUUUUGAACAAAAGUACUGCCUCAGGCUGUCAAGAUCUAUAGUCAAUUCUGAAUCCUUGGGUGAAAUUCACCCCAGUGCAGUGGGCCAGCGCAAGACUUACCCAUCACUCAUGUCUGAUUUUGCAGAAAAUGUGCACGGACUUUCUGCUAGCCUGGGACUGCUUUUUUUUUAAACACUGGAAUAGAGAAAUUCGAUUCUUGAAUGUUAUGGUUAGUAUUUUCUAUAAUGGUAGUUGAUACUUUGCUGUAUCUGAUAUGCAAAUAACUAACAAAUCUGUUUCAAUCCACACAGUUUUUACACUAACAUAUUAUAUAUAUGUAUAUUAUUUAUGACAGUGGUUGGAAUACUUUUAGUAUUUUUCUCGAACAGAGACGACUUAUUUUUCUAAUUUUUGUACAUUUUUCUUAGAAAUAUUUCUAAGUAUAUGGGUCUUUAUUGAAAAUUUUAAUUUUAAACGUUAACAGCAUUUGUACAGCGCAAGUAUUUGAGUAAACUUAAUAUUUUAUUUGUACGCAUUAAACAGGUUUUUUUAAAAAUGUAGCAAAUAGUUCAGAAAUAACAAGACUGACAGUCUAGUUACAGUUAGGUGUCUAUACGGUGGUAAUUUAGGACAUAGCACAAACUACAAAAUUGGCAACUCUGUAAGACAUUAGCUCUUAAUUUACAUUAAAAACACAAAUUUUACAGAAAAAUUAAAAUACCUGUGUUGAACUUCUAAAUAUGCAGAAUAGUCCAGGGUUUAUGAUUGUUUCUCUUUGCUAAAGAAUCACCAGUAUUUUCUAAAUGUUGUUUGGGUACUGUAGUGUUUUCAUGAGAACAAGAUAUAAUUAGAGGGGAAUUACAUUAAUCAAAAUCACAAAGAGAUCUGGGUGAGAACCUUUGCCAUUGAUUUCAGUGGGGCCAAGGUUUCACCCUCUAUUGCAAUCUGAGAUACACGGGAUAGGAACCCAUCUAUCUUGUAAAAAUCAGUUCCUGUGGUUUACACACAAUUGGAUAGCAGAUGAUCUCACUGGCUCUAUGGUAACGGAAAUCCACAUAUUUAAGAGCAGAGUUAAGCCCUAAAUUGGUAAUUUCUACAUCUGAUAUGCACAUGUAACAUCUGAAAUACAUCCUUUAACAUGAUUGGGAAGUGUAAAUCUUUGUCAACAGGAAAACAGACUUCUACAAGUGUUAAACUUCUCAUGAUUUUGUGCAACAUACACAGCUGAUUAGAAUUAAAAACUGUCAAUUGCUAGCAAUAAUGUGGAAAUGUAAGCAUGUUUAUUUACUACAGGUGUAUUAUCAAUGGGGUAUUUUAGGGCUGGUAGAAUAAAUAUUGGCUGAAGUUAAACUUAGGUGAAAACUGUUGUUCCUAGCAAUUGCUACUUCCCCUUUCUAGUACAUCUCUGCUUUUUUGGAUGAAUAAUAAUUCACUUCUCUCAUAUCUCUAAAUUACAGUGGAAUCCUGUUUCCAUGCUAAAGUGGAGCAGGGAAUAUUUUAAGACUUUUAUAUGCCCCCAACCACCUUGUAUUUUCUCUUUAUUUGGUCUUAAAUAGUAGCAGGUACAUACAAUACUAGGUACACUGGGCCAAAUUCAUCUCUGGUGUAUUUCCACUGAAGCCAGCAGAGUUACACCAAGGUUGAAUUUGACUUAUAGCUUUUUACAAUGUGUUACUAUGAGUAUCUGCUGGUGUAAUAAUGCAGAAUUUAGCCAGUUUGUCAUUUUUGAAUAAUAAUAAAAACACUUGUUU